Messenger RNA from Eimeria acervulina, 3735 nucleotides. RefSeq lists its product as hypothetical. The record is from RefSeq and is a predicted model, not a curated record. Gene Ontology annotation, cellular component: cytoplasm. The transcript has 5 exons. The coding region runs from base 1 to 3735 and encodes 1244 amino acids. Lineage: Eukaryota; Apicomplexa; Conoidasida; Eucoccidiorida; Eimeriidae.
AUGGCGAGGGGGGGUGCUGCCUCGGUGAGUGGACCUGCCACUACUCCCGCAGCUGCUGCGGCUUCUGCUGCAGGCGCUGCUGCUGCGUCGACAUCUCUCGCUGCUCCUUCGGGGGCCCCCCAGGGGCCUCCAGCUGCAAAGACCCGACCCUCUAUAGAACAUUCAGAGCAGUGGGUAGGUAGAGGGAGAAAGGAGGGCUCUUACACUGCAGCAAGGGCUGCAGCAACUCGAGGGGGGGCCCGGGGCACAGCCCAGUGGAAGGCAAAGAACCCUGCUUCCUCUUCUUCUUCUUCUUCUUCUUCUUCUGCGCAGCAACAGCAGCAGCAGCAACAGCAACAGGCUACACCUGCCACAGCAGCAGCAGGCAGCAGCGCACAGAAAACCCCUCCUCCUGCUUCCCUUUCAGACCCGCGUGUUGCUUCUCAUCUCUCCCUUGUACGCGAUAUAAGAAUGACGUUUCCCUCAGAUGAUGUUCGUUCUGCUUCCCCAAGGACAGCAAGCAUGGUAGAGUCUGUACACCCCGUGUUAGAGUGCUACAACUAUAGUAAGCAAGAUGUGCUGCAGCUCGUACGCCGUCUAGAGCACAGAGAAGACCUUAUUCACAGCGAAGUAGCCAGGGUUAUAGAAGAAAGCACAGGUCAUGAACAGGGCUCUUGGAAGAUGGUCGGCAAGAAGCAACAGCAGCAGCAGCAACAGCAGCAGCAGCAGCAGCAGCAGACAGCAAGGCAGCAACCUAGGGGGUACAGACAGGGCAGAGACGGAAGGGGGUUCGAAGGACGCAGACAGCAGCAGAGAGGACAGGGGAGGCGCACAAACUCCGAGAGAAGACACAACGGGAGAGAGCAGCAAAGUAGAAGACCGUCUCAGGGUCAAGGUGAAGGGAAUGCAGAGGCGCAGCAGGCUCAUCAGAGCCCAGAAGUGCAGCAGUGCGACACAGAGCAGCAGCAGCAACAGCAGCAGUGUGCAGACGGUACUAGUCCUUCAACCAGUGGUGUGAAGCACGAGCAGCAGCAGCAGCAGCAACGCGGUUCUGCGCCCCCGAAGGGAGACACGGCCUCCCCGCCAGCAGCAGCAGAAGCAGCAGCAGCAACAGCAGCACAACCGAGGACUUGGGCUGCUCGCCUGGUGCGGCCGGCGCCGCAGCCGCAGCCGCAGCAGCCGGCAGCAGCUCCAGCAGCAGCAGAACCCUCAAAGGGUGCAGCAGCAGCAGGAGCACCAGCAGCAGCAGCAGCAGCAGCGAGCCCCAAGGCAACAGCAGCAGAUGCGGCACACCGAGGCAGACGCACUCCAUGUGCGCCUUCGCCGCGGUCGCAUUCACCUGCUGCUGCUGCUCCCGAGCAGCAGCAGCAGCAGCAGCAAAGUCAGGCCUUGAUGCCGCCAGAUGCGAGUUCAGCAGCGCCUUCCCCCGCCUCCAAGCGGGAGGUGUCUCCUAUUGCUGCUCAGGGCCGGUCGAGGAGCCCAUCUCCUGCAGCAGCAGCAGCAUCCGCGGCAGCAUCACCAGCAGCACCCGCGGCAGCAGCACCCGCAGCCGCUUCAGCAGCAGAAACAGCAGCGGCGAUCCCGCCGCAUUCUCCCAAGCCGGAUACGCCUGCAGCAGCAGCAACAGCAGCAGCAGCAACAGCAGCAGCAGUGCCUUCUGUGACAGUGACGCCCGCAGAGCCUGUCGUUAUGCCUGCUAGGUUUAGAGGGCCCUCUUCCUUCGGCUCUAAGGGGUUGGUCUUUGGCUCUGUCUCUUCUUCAUUCGAGCCUUUCCAUGCGACUCAGCAGCAGCAGCAGCAGCAGCAGCAAGCAGCUGCGCCGGAGCCGCAGCAGCAGCAGCCGCAGCAACAGCAGCAACAACAGCCGCAGCAGCAGCAGCAGCAGCCGGGGGGAGAGUAUGGAGCGUCAACUGGCGCUAUCUACCUGCCGCAGCAGCAAGAGCAGCAGCAGCAGCAGGAGAUGGAGCGCAUCUUCGAGAUAGAAGCAGCACAGCGAAAAGCUGCUCAGAAGCAGCAGCAGCAGUUGCAGCAGCUGCAGCAGCCCCAGACGGAUCCAGGUCAAAAGGCGGUCUCCCGCUCCGUUGUUGAGCAGCAGCAGCAGCAUAUGCAGCAGCAGCAGCAACACAUGCAGCAGCAGCAGCACAUGCAGCAGCAGCAGCAGCACAUGCAGCAGCAACAGCAGCACAUGCAGCAGCAACAGGAACAAAGGCUACACCACGACCGUCAGCAGCAGCGGCGAGGGCAGCAGCAGCAGCACCACUAUGGGCAGCAGCAGCAGCAGCCGCACCACUAUGGCCAGCAGCAGCAGCAGCAGCAGCAGCAGCAUCACCAGCAGCCGCAGCAUUACGCCCAGCAGCAGCCGGGCCGCGGGAGCUGGGGAGACGCCAACGGCUUUAAUCGCAGCGUGGGACCUCUAAUGCAGCAGCAGCAACAGCAGCAGCAGCAGCAGCAAGGGAAGCAGCAGCCUCCCCCUCCUCCGGCGGGAGGUGCUUUGGAUGGCUCUGCUCAUCAGCAGCGGCAGCAGCGCGAGGAAAUGAAGCAGCAGCAGCAGCAGCAGCACUACAGCAGUGGGAAGGCCACCCCUGGGCAGCAGCAGCAGCAGCAGGCAGCAGCCGCUGCAUACAACAACUCGCACGCCUUCACACCCCCUCCUGGGCUAGCCCCCAACCUGACGGGGCAGCCAGCAGCAGCAGCAGCAGCAGCAGCAUACAGCUACCCCAACUAUCAUGGGCUUACAACAUAUCCGCAGUAUAACAGCGUCUACUACGGUCACGGCAACCUGCUGCCGCACUACGGUAUAAUGGGGGGCCCCUAUGGAGCAAAGGGGGGCCCCGGGGCCCUCCCUCAGGGAUAUAUGCACAACUACCCGCCAUACACUCAUCAAGAUUCGUUUGAUGAUGCUGCAGCAGCAACUGCAGCAGGAGGAGCCCCUACAGAGAUGUACGGAGGUGCAGCAGCAGCAGGUACAGCCCCUGCUGCUGCUGCUGCAGGGGCAGCCCCGCAAACACCCGGCGUUGUGCUGACCCCCGCAGCAACAGGUGCAGCAGGAGCAGCAGGGGCUACAGUGGGAGGGCCGCAGCAGCACCAGCAGCACGCUGCAGCAGCUGCAGGAGGAGCAGCAGCAGCAGCAGCAGGGCAAGGCGUCUCUACCUUCUAUAACCCCAGCCUCCAUGUGGCUGGCGUUGCAGGAGCAAACCCCUAUCCUGCUGCUUCAGCUUCAGGAAAUGCUGCUGCACCUCCUGGCUUCUCAGGCAGCAGCUUCCAGCACCCGCAGCUCAAGGUAGGAACCCCGCCUGCAAGCGGCAGCGCGGGAGGCGCUCAGUACCACUACAGCAGCAGCAGCAGUGGGGGGCCCCCAACCAGCAGCAGCAGCUCGGGAGCCCCUAUUGGGGGGAGAGCGGAGCAGCAGCACCAGCAGCAGCCGCAGCAGGGACAGCUGAAUAGCAACUCGGUGAUGUCUACCCAGUACGGAAAGAACAGCAACUUCAAGCAGCAGCAGCAGCUGAGCAGCACAUACCACCGUGGGGGUAGCAGCAGCAGCGCGGACCAGCAGCAGCAGCAGCAGCAGCAGCAGCAGGCUGCAGUAGCCGCGGCAGCUGGAGGUUACUACAACUACAACGCGUACACCCACUACUCUCAGCCUCCUGGGCUUGCUAGCAACUUCUAUCAGACCUCUUACCAGCAGCAGAAUCAGAACUACUCUAGUCAGGGACGUCAAACAUACGGCAGCUAUUCAAACCCUUCUAUGUGGAGUUAA